Penicillium samsonianum is the source of this 1395-nucleotide messenger RNA. Its product is annotated as flavin-containing monooxygenase. Gene Ontology annotation, molecular function: flavin adenine dinucleotide binding; N,N-dimethylaniline monooxygenase activity; NADP binding. Bases 1 to 1395 code for a protein of 464 amino acids. The record is from RefSeq and is a predicted model, not a curated record. The transcript has 2 exons. Lineage: Eukaryota; Fungi; Ascomycota; Eurotiomycetes; Eurotiales; Aspergillaceae.
AUGUCUCCUGACUUUGACGCGAUUGUGGUGGGUGCUGGUUUCGCAGGAAUCCGCAUGCUGUAUCUGUUGAGGGGAAACGGAUUUAAUUUACGAGGGAUUUGGCGUUACAACGGCCUCGGUGGGGUUUGGUACGCCAAUCGCUACCCCGGCGCACGAUGUGAUAGUCCCCAGCCCUUCUACCAAAUUCAAGACGAGACAUUAGCUAGCGAUUGGACAUUCUCAGAAAGAUUUCCAGAGCAUGGCGAGAUUCGUGAUUAUUUCCAACACAUCGAUUCUAAGUGGAAUGUGAGCAAGGACUUUGACUUCGGUGCCACUGUUAUUCAAGCGUCGUUCAACGAGGAUUUCCUCUGGUCCGUCUGGCUGUCUGAUGGAAGGUGCUUGACCGCGCGGUGGUUUAUUCCCGCGGUUGGAUUUGCUUCCAUCCCAUCUCUGCCAGCAAUCAGAGGUAUCCAUCAGUUUCAAGGGGAGCUUCAUCACAUUGGAACCUGGCCACUUUCAGGAGUUUCCCUGAAGGACAAGCGGGUUGCUGUUCUCGGUACCGGCGCCUCGGGAGCUCAGGUGGUCGCUAGAAUUGCGCCCGAAGUGAAAAGUUUGACAGUCUAUCAAAGGACGCCUGUUGUGGUUAUCCCAGUCUCAACCGAAUCUGACAAAUUUUCCAAUCCGCAUGCUGCAUCUUUGACACCGGAAAGGACUCGCGCGGCUUUUAGACGAUCACCGAAAUCGUUCUCCGGCCUCGACUAUUCCUUUCAAGAUUCGGAGUCGGUGGCCGUAGGGUCUCCACUGCGUGAUAUCCUGAACAUGCGGUUAUACAAGGAAGGAAGUCUUGGUCUCAUCUGGGGCAACUUUUCGGAUGUCUUAGCGAACAGAGAAGCCAACGAACAGUUAUAUUCGUCCUGGGCGAAGCUGACUCGAGCGAAGAUAAGAGAACCAACCAAACGAGACAUACUCGUCCCGCGCAUAUUUCCCUAUCCGAUUGGAGUCAAAAGGGCUUGCUUUGUGGACAAUUAUUACGAGUCAUUCAAUAGGCCCAACGUGGGUGUGGUAGACACCAGGAAAGAAGAGUUGACAAAGAUCACCAGAAAAGGCAUCCAGAGUGGCUCAACCGAACGCGAAUUCGACGUCAUUAUCUGCGCAACUGGAUUCGAGACUUUGAGUACUGGUAUAACCAGAUUGAACAUCACCGGCAAGCACGGCGUGCACUUGACCGACGUCUGGAAAACCCGUAUCAUUUCCUAUCUGUGGAUGGCUGUCCCUGGAUUCCCUAACAUGUUCUAUCUAUUCGGUCCACAGGGUCCAACAAUUAAAGUGAACGUUCCCACGACCGCUGAAUGUCAGGCACAGUGGAUCUUGUCCAUUUUGAAGAGUCUCCGCGAGUCCCAUAUUGCCUGCUGUUAG